AUGUGGUCCAUCGCCUCAUCGUCCAAUACUUGCGCUGUUGAUCCUACCUAUCUCCAUGUGGAGAGCACUCCAGUUAAAAUGGCGUUGGAUGGGAGCCUUUCUUCCCCCUUCCUGUCCACCGCCAACAUGUCGGACAAGAAAGACUCUACGCCAUCGAUGGAUGAAAAGCGCCCCGGGACUCCAUCAGACGACAUAGAUUUCGGAGGCGACACAACUUUACCACCUCCUCCAAAGCUUACGCCCGAGGAAGAGAGCAGGUUAUGGCAGAAGGUCGAUCUUAGGUUGAUGCCGAUUCUUGCAUUGAUGUAUCUGCUUUCAUUCAUGGAUAGAGGAAAUGCAAAGCUCCAAGGUUUGCUUACCCAGCUUGAUCUAACAGGCAAUCGAUACAACAUUGCUCUGACAAUGUAUUUUAUCCCAUAUUGUAUAUUCGAAUGUCCCUCAAAGUGGCUUCCCGGGAUCACAGUUACAUGGGGUAUAGUCAUGACCAUGAUGGGUCUCGUUAAAAACUAUCCACAAUUGGUUGGAGUUCGCGUUUGUCUCGGCGUCGCAGAGGCCGGACUGUUCCCGGGGGUGGUAUACUACCUGACGCUGUGGUAUCCACGACAUAUGCUUCAGUUCCGAAUUGGUAUAUUCUUUGGUGCAGCAUCACUGGCCGGCGCCUUUUCAGGUCUUCUUGCGUACGGAAUUAGCUUCAUGAGUGGUACUGCAGGGCUCCUUGGGUGGUCAUGGAUUUUCAUUCUCGAAGGGAUUCUCACUGUCAUCGUUGGCCUCAUCGCAUUCUGUGUUUUGGUUGACUUCCCUGCCACUGCCAAAUUCUUAACAUUGGAAGAGAGGGCCUUCAUUGUCCAUACCAAAAAGUAUGACAACUCGAGCGUGGGCGAAGAAGAACACUUCGAAAUGCGGCACCUCUGGGCAGCAAUAACCGAUUGGCAGGUUUGGCUACACGUUCUGGCAUACAUGUCCAUCAUUGGCCCUUUGUAUGGAAUUACUCUUUUCCUUCCAACUAUUAUCAAUGCGUUCGGUCAUCCACCUGCAAUCAGUCAGCUACUCACUGUGCCUCCCUAUGUGGUUGCGACUAUCUGUGCAUAUACUUGGGCUCACUACUCAGACAAAAUGAAAAUGAGGUCCCCCUUCAUUAUCCUUGGACUAGUAUGCUGCUUGAUUGGCUUUGCAAUCAACAUCUCCGAUGCUCCAAAUGGUGUUAAAUAUUUUGGGACGUUCUUCGUUGUAUCGGGGAGUUAUGCAGCGUUUCCCGGUAUAGUCGCAUGGCUGGGGAACAAUCUAGCUGGACAGUACAAGCGUGGUAUAGGGAUGGCAAUACAUAUUGGUGUAGGGAAUUUCAGUGGUGCGAUUGCAUCAAACAUCUACCGUGCAAAGGACUCACCACGCUUCCUUGUUGGUCAUGGAGUGGAAUUAAUGUUUGUUGGAAUUGGGUUCAUUGUGGUUCCCGUUCUCGUGCUCUCGUAUACUAUCAUCAACAGGAAACGAGAAGCAUUGCAACAAGAGGCUAUAAAUCGGGGAGAAGCAAACAAAUUGACCAAACAACAGCUACGCGAACUGGGUGAUAGGGCACCAGACUUCAGGUUAAUGAUCAUCUUGACGACAAUUUGA
Molecule: messenger RNA, 1611 nt
Organism: Psilocybe cubensis
Lineage: Eukaryota; Fungi; Basidiomycota; Agaricomycetes; Agaricales; Agrocybaceae
Exons: 19
Coding region: 1-1611 (536 amino acids)
Biological process (GO): transmembrane transport
Cellular component (GO): membrane
Molecular function (GO): transmembrane transporter activity
Source: RefSeq, a predicted model, not a curated record